Messenger RNA from Acanthocheilonema viteae, 3111 nucleotides. NCBI's taxonomy places the organism in Eukaryota, Metazoa, Nematoda, Chromadorea, Rhabditida, Onchocercidae. The record is from the annotation of a GenBank genome assembly.
AUGCAUAAACCAGUGGACAGUGUUCUUGGACGACAAUUACAUUUCCAAGGCAAAAAUAGGCAACUGUUAGGAUCGGUAGUUGCAAGUGCCGGAAUACCGAACGGAAUGGCUAUGGCCUGUGCACCAUUAGUACGAUAUCACAAUAGUUCAGCUUAUACGGAUGGUACUUGUUUUGUACUGGAAAGUGACCUUACUCAAAAGGAAAUUCUGGUAUCAUGCUCACAACCAGGUUUACCCCGAACUGAUCGGCAUAAUGAAUUUGGUUCUUGUAUGGAAGGUUUUAGUGGUUAUGUUGAUGAAUCGAUGGUUAUCACUGGUUUACCGGGUGCAAAGAAGUGGACAGGUGGUGUAUUUGGACGGUACUAUCCGAAGGAUAUAUUCGCAAUGAAUCGCGAUCGUUGGACAAUGGGUGUGGAUCCAAAAUUGCACGGUGUACGAUCAAAAUUUCAAGGACAUGAUUAUCUUGGAUUUUCCGUACGACAUGGACAUUUCGGCUUUUGGUUUGAAGAUAAGGAUAAUACUACAAUUGUGGCUGGUGCUACGCGGUUUAAUCAAACAGGUGCCGUAACUUUUCUACCAUUUCGUAAUGGUCAAUCUCCAAAUUCUCAAGCAUCGCACCAUUUGACCCUUACCGAAGAUAGUUAUAUGCUUCAAGGUUCACAACUUGGCUCAGCGUUUGGUUAUGCAAUCGAAGUUACCGAUCUGAACAAUGAUGGGUUUGAUGAUUUAUUAAUUGGAGCACCAUUUGAAUAUUCAGAAACAAUUGAUGGUUCAUUUGGUGGUACUGUAUACAUAUAUUACUCAUCCGGAAUUCAUCGUGCACGUCAUGAAAACGAAAAUGUUUUCCUGCAGCCAAUUAAAAUUCGCGGUAAAGGAAUUUACUCGCAAUUUGGUGUGGCAAUAACACGUCUGGGAAACGUGGACGGUGACAAUAAUAAUUACAAUGAUUUUGCUAUUGGUGCACCGUUUACUGAUAAUGGAAAAGGUGCAGUCUAUAUUUAUCUCGGUGCCGAAUCACCGGACACCUUUAAACUUGAACCUGUACAGGUGAUAACAGCUGAUGAAUUACCGCAGCAGCAUUUUCAUAUGAAAUCGUUGAAAACUUUUGGAUUCUCAUUAUCGGGUGGAUCGGAUCUGGACGGUAACGGUUACAAUGAUUUGGUUGUUGGAGCUUUUGCAUCUGAUACAGUCACUGUACUUCGUGCCAGACCAGUAAUUUACAUUAACGCUCGACAUCUUAAUAGUGAGAUGAAAAUCGACAUUGAUGGUGAUUCGACUUGUUUCAGAACCGCUCAAACAUGGCACGUCAUAGCAAUAAGUUCAGGAGUGGGAACACGAGCACGUAUUCUUGAAUCACGUAAAGAGAAUUAUACGUGGAACUGUGGACGAGGUGCUAAUCAAAAACCACAAAUAAAGAACCAUAAACUUUUUAUUACGAAUACAAAUAGCGAUUGGAUAAAUCCAAUAAAAUUGCGAUUUUCUGUGCGAUUACGAAAUGAAGCUAUUCCACAAAUGCCGCAGAAUGGUGGCAAAAUCGUUGAUAUGAAUUUAUAUCCUGUUUUAAAUAAAUAUGGAUCCGAGGAUACUUUCGUCAUACAUUUCAAUCGAAAAUGCGGUAUUGACAAUGUCUGUACAAGCGAUUUGCAACUGCGAGCUGUUCUACCGGGAAUAUCCCAAGAAGAGGAUGAAAUGUAUGUCACACAGGUAGGCGAAAAGGCAGCCAUUGAUAUAUCAUUCGUGGUAAAAAAUAAUGGUGAAAGGGCCUAUGAGGCUACACUAUUCGUGGAGUACAAUUCGGAUGAAUUAGACAUUCCAAUUUUAAACAAAAAAGAUAGCCCUGUCAAUAUCGAUGAUUUCAAAGGUAAUCUUGCAAUCAUAUCGCUUGGAAAUCCGAUGGAACCAAAUAAACAGUUGAAAUUUGAGCUUAGCUUUCGAAUAGCACGUGGACGUACGGAAGGUUUGGGUAAACCUUUGGAAUUUCGAGCAUUUGUUAAUAGCACGAGUGAUGAGAAGAAUUUGGAUGAUAAUUUCUGGAAAGCUGUCGUACGCAUUAUCAAACGAGCUGAAUUGGAACUUAAUGCUGUUUCUGAUCCUGCCAUUGUUAGAUAUGGCGGCGAAAUGAAAGGUGAGUCAGAGAUGGAAUUUGAUGCAGAUAUUGGCCCACUUGUUGUGCACAAAUAUACUGUUACAAAUAAAGGACCAUGGUCAGUGUCAAAUGUCACCCUUCAGGUUGAUUGGCCUUAUCAGGUGGCAAGUGUUUUCACGACAGGUAAAUGGGCAUUAUAUCUUAUGGAAGCACCAACAAUGCAACUAACUAAUACCGAUAACAGUAAAGAUGUCAAGCAAUGCACGAUGGUUUUACCACAUGAAUGGAUCAAUCCGCUACAAUUGAAAUUUCUUAUGGAAACUGAAAAUGAGCAUUACUAUGAGGAAGAGAAUAUUCGUGAUGACGAUAUACAUCAAGAAAACCUUGAUGAUGAUGAUAUCGAUGGCCUGAAUCGAGUUAAGGUAAAUUCAGCUCAUGAUCUACUAAGUCUGGAUUAUGAUCUACCAAAUCUGGAUCAUGAUCUACUAGGGUAUCGUGAAAAGAGACCAUCUCGAGAAUUGCGAAUAAAAUCGACAAAAAUUCGCGAAAAAUCAGGUGAAGAAGUUGAAAUCGUCAAAGUGAAUUGUGUUGAUAAAACAGCGAAGUGCUUCACUGUUAUAUGUCAUUUCGAUUUCCUGGAUGUUGAUGCUGCGGCUGUGAUAGAUUUCCGAUCCCGAUUAUGGAAUGCUACUUUUGUUGAAGAUUAUUAUGACAUAGCAUAUGUUGAAAUUUUAUCAUCUGGUCGUUUAAUUUUGGAUCAAGCGCAAGGGAUUGAAGAAAGAAAUACGCAAAACAAUUUUGCAUCCGCAUCGACGCACGCAUAUCCGGAUCGACCAGCCAUAUUGGAAACGGCACCGGUUCCGUGGUGGGUAAUUGCUGCGGCUGCUCUUCUAGGCCUCAUAAUUUUGUUCAUUUUAAUACUCAUUUUCUGGAAAUGUGGAUUCUUCAAACGAAAUCGCCCACAUCACCCAACACUCUACCAAGCGGAAUAUCAAUUCCGACGAGAGGAAACGACUGAAGCAUAG